Morus notabilis is the source of this 1397-nucleotide messenger RNA. Its product is annotated as casein kinase II subunit alpha-2. Gene Ontology annotation, cellular component: cytosol; protein kinase CK2 complex; nucleus. The coding region runs from base 145 to 1146 and encodes 333 amino acids. NCBI's taxonomy places the organism in Eukaryota, Viridiplantae, Streptophyta, Magnoliopsida, Rosales, Moraceae. The transcript is spliced from 10 exons. Gene Ontology annotation, molecular function: ATP binding; protein serine/threonine kinase activity. Gene Ontology annotation, biological process: protein phosphorylation. The record is from RefSeq and is a predicted model, not a curated record.
UCAAAAUCAAAAUAAAAAGAAAACCAAAUUGAGCAUCUCUGGACUAUAAGCAGGGCAACCUGGCUGGGGUCUUCAUGAUCACCGUCACCUCUUUGGUCAGAAACACAAAGUAAUACCAAAUUUCUUCCCAGAAAUCCAGUUUUCAUGUCUAGGGCUAGAGUUUACGCCGACGUCAAUGUUCAUCGCCCCAGAGAUUACUGGGAUUACGAGUCGCUCGCCGUUCAAUGGGGGGAUCAAGAUGACUACGAGGUGGUUCGAAAAGUUGGAAGGGGAAAAUACAGUGAGGUCUUUGAAGGCAUAAAUGUCACCAACAAUGAGAAAUGCAUUAUCAAGAUCCUCAAACCCGUAAAGAAGAAGAAGAUAAAGCGGGAGAUAAAGAUACUGCAGAAUCUUUGUGGAGGGACAAAUAUUGUGAAGUUGCUUGAUAUUGUUAGAGAUCAGCAUUCUAAAACUCCCAGCUUGAUCUUUGAACACGUGAACAGUACAGACUUCAAAAUUCUGUACCCCGUACUGACGGAUUAUGACAUUCGCUAUUAUAUAUAUGAGCUUCUCAAGGCACUAGAUUACUGCCAUUCACAAGGCAUAAUGCACAGAGAUGUCAAGCCUCACAAUGUUAUGAUUGAUCAUGAGCUACGAAAGCUUCGCUUGAUUGAUUGGGGCCUUGCUGAAUUCUACCAUCCUGGAAAAGAGUACAAUGUGCGAGUAGCUUCAAGGUAUUUUAAGGGCCCUGAACUCCUUGUUGAUUUGCAAGACUAUGACUAUUCAUUGGACAUGUGGAGUGUUGGCUGUAUGUUUGCUGGAAUGAUUUUUCGCAAGGAGCCAUUCUUUUAUGGUCAUGACAAUCACGACCAGCUAGUCAAAAUUGCUAGGGUUCUGGGAACGGACGAAUUAAAUGCAUAUUUGAACAAGUAUCAUCUCGUGCUUGAUCCUCAGCUCGACGCUCUCGUUGGAAGGCACAGCAGGAAGCCUUGGUCUAAGUUUAUUAAUGCAGACAACCAGCAUCUUGUUUCUCCGGAGGCCAUUGAUUUUCUGGAUAAGCUUCUUCGUUAUGAUCAUCAAGACAGGCUUACGGCCAGAGAAGCAAUGGCUCAUCCAUACUUCUUCCAGGUGAGAAGUGCAGAAAAUAGCAGGAUCCGGACGCAGUAAUUAUGACUUCUUAUUCAGUUGUGUUUUAGUGAAUUUAGACUCCGUCCAGGCCAUUCAUUUUGGGCUUAAUGGUCGCUACAUGACAUCUUUUCCUUGAAAAUGUCAUCCAUCAGUCUUCUUAAUUUUAUUAUUCUGAUGUUCAUAAAUUUUUUUCCCGAGCUUAUGUUGUAUUUUUGACGCAACGUUGACAUGAAAGUCUUCUUGGGUUUCAGUUAUUGCCACAAGUGCAUUACUUUUAGAGCAUGUUUGUU